Molecule: messenger RNA, 2304 nt
Organism: Trichobilharzia regenti
Lineage: Eukaryota; Metazoa; Platyhelminthes; Trematoda; Strigeidida; Schistosomatidae
Source: the annotation of a GenBank genome assembly
AUGCUACCUCAAACUGGGUGUAGUUUGCCUCAACCAGGACUUAGUAUUGCCUCUCCACUAUUUAGUGGUUCAUCUACCUAUGUUUGUCCUUUGAACUCUUCAUCUCCUGAUGUUCUAGAGAAAGACUAUCAAAUUGUUACGUAUGAAGAACUUGAAAAGUUGCUACCGGAACCCAAACCAACAAGUCGUGUUGAAUUGGGUUUGCUACCAAAUGGGUGUGCGUAUGCUCCUAAAACCGCCAGUCGAGAGAAUUAUUUGUUGUUUGCAUCGAAGUAUAGUUACAUAUUAUAUUUCACACAUCAUUACUUUUCACGAGAAAACUUAUGUCGUGACCAGACAUUCUUGAACAUGCUUGUUGAUCGAUUGAUUUUGCCGAUAGAGAAACUAAUCAAAGCACCACGUUUAGCAGCAUUGAAUACCACUCACGAAGAAGUGGAGCAAGCACUACUUGGUAGUAAAAUCGUCUGCGUUGAAGAUAUGAAUGCAGGAAUGCGCGGUGUUCGCCGAAUCGAUGGUUAUCCGGGGUGGUCGGUAAAUCCAGAUGGUGUAACACAUGUGCAGCCUCUUCCCGAUAACCCUCAAAAUCUGACCUCUUUAAUGCGCUCAUUCACUCUCCAUUCUCCUUACCCCAUUAGUCGAGAGAUUUCAAGUAACUCACAGCCUGUGAUAAUGACGUCUGCUGGUUUUGAAAAUUUCAGACGAGAUAGUAUCGAAUUAAAUAGAGAGGAAGUGAAAAGAAGUGCUUUGAUCCAGACUCCUGUAAUAACAAAUGUUUGCACGAUGCCUGCAUCGCAAAGCCCAUUACCUGUCCCAAUUUUAUCUCCCAUAUGUGAUCCUAAUAGCUCAAGCGGCCAACUACUUGGCUAUAGUAAUGCAACAAGUUAUUCAGUACCAUACGAUGGUGAUAUGUUGCAAUGGGCAUUGCAAAAUUCUUUGAAACAGAAUAACCCUUAUUCCCCUGUCGCGCAUGUUUUGGUUCCUCAUCCAGUUAACCAUCCGAGUGCCAUGCAACUCAACAAAAGCCAGUCUUUAGGAUGUUAUUUCCACCCUCAUGCGAUCCUUCCAACUUUCAACAGUACACAAUCAGGUGACUUGCGAAGUGUGGGGACAUUGCCAAUAAGGGGUCAACCACCUCUGUCAAGUUUUUGCAUACCUCAAACUCCAAAUGUAACAGAUUCUUACCGUGCCGCUUAUCCAAUACCUGAAACUAAUGAUGCUAGUCAACCCUUUAACCAGGCUGUGGCAGUAGCUUUAGCAUCCAUGAGCGCUAAUAGCAGAAAUCAUGUUAAUGUGCACCAGCGGGCGCUGCACUCACAUUUUUCGAAUCAGUUAAUUACUAAUUCAUCUAACAUUGGCUCGAUUGGAACCAAUCAACAGCAACCAAUGAGUCACCUUCAUGCGUUAGCUACUAUGUCUGCUGCAGCUCAUCAUCAAAAUGUAUCUCCUUCAUGUAUUCUUAAUUCCAUAACACGAACUCCUUUUCGCAUGUCCACUCCACUGCCGCUGCCUGUGUACUACGCCGCCUCACAAAUACCUUUUCAAACUGUUAUUCCACAGAACGCCUUCAAUCAAUUACACAGUACAGUUCACCCCAUGCACAAUUACAUUUAUCGGGCUGUAGAUAAAAUUGGAAGCUGUGAAUCAUCAGAUAUUUUAAAGUUAGACAGUAAUUGUAGUCUAUCUGUACCGAAUUUAACUCAGCGUACAAACAAGUCUAUGUGCCCCCUAUUCUUGCUGCCAGCUUUGCAAAUACAAAAAAAUAAGUCACAUGCACCAAAUUUAAACACCAGUGAGUUGCAGAUACCUUCAGCAAGACGAGCCGCCAGUUCAGCAGGACUGACGUCUAUUCAUACCUCUUCCAAAGCAGUUAACGCACGUGGAAACAUGUCAGGUGCAGGCACUCCUGCUUUUACUUCCCCCCUCCCUAAGACCAACUUCCCUGCAACAAAAUUAACUGUUGGCGAUACUACAGAGAAUGUAUUUGACGUAACUAGAAAUACCAUAUCAGAUAGAAGACCCGUCUUGCCAGUCACCACGUCAUCCAAUGAGAGUCCGUAUGGCAUAGUUAUCAGUAAAGACGAUUCCGGUAGAACUUGCAAACAGGUUGACAACGUGACUUCACCUGGUUCGGUUCAUGAUUCUGAAGACUCAGUUAGUUCUGGAAUAGGUGAUAUGACUGCCGCUACUGCAAACCAGAAUGACAGCCAGAACAAUUCGCGUACGGCAACGCGCAUAGUUGCAAAAUGUAAAUACACGCGGGACAAGUCAUCAUCACAAAUCAAAGGAAAAAUGACAAGGAUGUGA